CUGGACAGUUGUCCCGGAUUUUACACAUCAUGCCCACUCUGCCUCAUUGUCAGCGGUAGCAGUGAAUAAUAGAUAUGUGGUCACUGGGAGCAGAGAUGAGACAAUCCAAAUCUAUGACAUGAAAAAGAAGACAGAACAUGGGGCACUGCUACAGCACAAUGGCACAAUAACUUGUUUGGAGUUCUAUGGUACUGCGCAUCUACUGAGUGGGGCUGAAGAUGGACUAAUUUGUAUCUGGAACACAAAGAGAUGGGAAUGCCUGAAAUCCAUUAAGGCACAUAAGGGGCACGUGACAUCUCUUUCUAUUCAUCCUUCUGGGAAAUUAGCUUUGUCAGUAGGAACAGAUAAAACAUUAAGAACUUGGAAUCUUGUAGAAGGACGAUCAGCCUUUAUCAAAAACCUGAAGCAAAAUGCCCACAUAAUUAAAUGGUCCCCUGAUGGAGAGAGGUAUGUGACCGUGAUCACAAAUAAAGUGGAUGUCUACAAACUUGACACAGCUUCAAUCACUGGCACUAUCACAACAGAGAAGAGAAUUUCUUCACUUAGAUUUAUUACAGAUUCUAUCCUUGCCAUAGCUGGUGAUGAUGAAAUUAUAAGGUUCUACAGCUGUGACUCUCAAAAAUGCCUGUGUGAAUUUAAAGCUCAUGAAAACAGAAUAAAAGAUAUCUAUAGUUUUGAAAGAGAAGGACAACAUGUUAUUGUUACUGCAUCCAGUGACAGUUAUAUUAAAAUGUGGAAUCUGGAUCUUAAUAAGAUUAACGAUGUGCCGUCUUUACUGUGUGAAGUCAAUACCAAAGCUAGGCUGACAUGUCUUGCAGUGUGGCUUGACCGAGCUUCAGAAAUUAAAGAAAAUUCUGAUAAAGCUGCAACAUCAUCUCAAGCAAAUGAAGAUGAAAAACCAUCAAUAGUCAGGAAAAACAAAGUUUGUCGGACUGAUAAAAGUGAUAAAACAGCAAAAAGAAAGAGAAAAAUUACUCCAGAGAAGCAAAAAUUGGAAGCUCCACUGCAAAAGAAGAAAAAGAAACGGAAUAGCUCAGCAUGAAGGCAGCUACAUUCUCUCCUGAAUAAAAAGUAAAUGCUGGUGUUGCUGUAGUUUGUGAAAGGAUGUAAACCUAUGACAGGAUAUAUACCUCUGAACUGACCUGUUGUUUAAAAGUAAUGAAUAUUUUUACCUAAUAAAUUGACUGAUCAUUCUGGGAAGUAGCAAGAGAGAUGGCAACUUUUCCUGAGAGAAUGAGGCAAAAAUAAAUUCAUAAUAUGUAAUGUUUAUAUUUUUGUAUUAACAAUAGCAUACACUUUUUAACUGGCUCUGAAAAACCCAGCUAAAAUGAUAAAAAUAGCUGCAUCUGUCUCAGUUACAUUUUUGUCUCCCUUAAAUGCAUAUUAAAAACAUGUACACUUUUU
This is a messenger RNA of Phaethon lepturus (White-tailed tropicbird), 1404 nucleotides long. RefSeq names its product PAK1 interacting protein 1 (gene PAK1IP1). The transcript has 9 exons. Gene Ontology annotation, molecular function: protein binding. The record is from RefSeq and is a predicted model, not a curated record. NCBI's taxonomy places the organism in Eukaryota, Metazoa, Chordata, Aves, Phaethontiformes, Phaethontidae. The coding region runs from base 119 to 1042 and encodes 307 amino acids.